AAGUUGACUACGAUAAAGUAGUAAAAGAGAUAGAAGAUAUGGAUAUGCCAAACGCAAUAAUAACAAAACUUAUAAAUAAUUCUGAUGAUGCGAAAUUAGCAGUAAUAAGAUCAGCCACUGCAUUCAUUAGUCAUAUCACCUCUGCCGCUAAUCAAGUGGCAAAAAGUAAAAACCGUAAAAACAUACAACCAGCCGAUCUAUUCAAAGCUUUAGAGAAAGGCGAAUUUGAAGAGUUUUUACCGAGAUUAAAAGAAGAGUUAAGUUUAUUUCAAAUUGUACAAAGAAACAAGAAAUUUGAUAAAGUAAUACAGUCAGUUGAAGAAGAAGAAUUAUCAGGACCAACGGUCAUCAACACUCCAUCGGAAAGGGUUAUUGUUGAAAUAUUACCGCAUAAUGUUAUUACGAAUGAUUUAUCAAAUAGUGAUAAUAAUGAAACUACUGAGACUGACAUUGAUAGUGGGAAUGGAUCUAAAGGAAGACGAAGACAUUCUAAACUUCCAAAAAGUAUGGUAGAAGUGGUUUCUGUUAAUAUAGAAAAUAUUAGUAAUAGUAUUACACCAACUAUAAAUGGAAAAAUGAAGCAAGAAAGUAAUGAAACUGCACAGGUGGAGAAUAAUAUAGAAAAGAAUGAUUUGCUGGAUGAUGGUAGUGAUUUGACAAGUAAUAUCGGUUCAAGUAAUGAUGAAGGGACGAGUGGAGCUGAGUAA
Funneliformis geosporum is the source of this 707-nucleotide messenger RNA. NCBI's taxonomy places the organism in Eukaryota, Fungi, Glomeromycota, Glomeromycetes, Glomerales, Glomeraceae. The record is from the annotation of a GenBank genome assembly.